Molecule: messenger RNA, 537 nt
Organism: Hevea brasiliensis (rubber tree)
Lineage: Eukaryota; Viridiplantae; Streptophyta; Magnoliopsida; Malpighiales; Euphorbiaceae
Product: disease resistance protein RUN1-like
Exons: 3
Coding region: 1-537 (178 amino acids)
Source: RefSeq, a predicted model, not a curated record
AUGGGCAAGGAUAUUAUUUGCGAGGAAAAGCGGCUUGGACAACGUAGCGGUGUGAUUUCAGAGGUUCCAUGUAAUAUAAGACGUUUAGAUUUAAGUAAUACUGCAGUACAACAAGUGCCCUCAUCAAUUAGGUGUCUCUCUCAUCUUUCUCGGUUGGAUUUGAAUCGUUUGAUGGAGCUUCAAAGUCUGCCAGACAGCAUAUGCAAUCUCAAAUCUCUCGAGAAAUUGAAAUACUCAGACAGCAUUUGCAAUCUGAAAAACCUUGUGGAAUUAUCGGUUGAAACAUGUGCGAAUCUCCUUGGUCUGCCAAAGAACACUGGGAAUUUAGAGUCUCUAGAGAGACUUAUUGCAGAUGGUCUUGGUAUAAAAGAAUUACCAGAGAGCAUUUGCAAUCUGAAAAAUCUUACUGAAUUAUCGGUUAAUGAAUGUGCAUAUCUGCAGAGUCCGCGAGAGAACUUUGGUAAUUUAGAAUCUCUAGACAAGUUUGGUGCACGUAGUAAUGGUAUAAAAGAAUUACUGCACAGCUUUGCAAUCUGA